Purpureocillium lilacinum is the source of this 1689-nucleotide messenger RNA. RefSeq lists its product as uncharacterized. The record is from RefSeq and is a predicted model, not a curated record. Lineage: Eukaryota; Fungi; Ascomycota; Sordariomycetes; Hypocreales; Ophiocordycipitaceae.
AUGGCCAAGACUCCUAAGCGUUGGUCUUUCUUUGGCCUCGAGUCUCCCUUCGUGCACGCCACGGGCCCAACAAAGCGCCGUCCAUCAAGUUCUAGCUCUUCAGAUUCUGUGUCGAGGGCCGUCUCUGGGGCCUCGUCUUCGGACCAUGAGGAGUCUGACUGCACGGAGACGGGCAGAGAUGCCGCGGUCGUCUCCAAGCCCACCAAGAAGAAGAGCAAGAAGAAGAGGGUCAAGGGUUGGGCCGGCUCGAUCUUGCCACUCAAACCCAAGGCGCAUAAAAAACGGACCAAGAUGAGUGAUGUACGGCCUCCUACCCCUCCUGCAUCGGUUGGUCCCUUCGAGGACGAGGAUGAGGAGGUUGAGAAUAUGCAAAUCCCCGACCCCGAGCUGCCCGCUCCCCAGGUGACAGUCACGGAAUCUCCCGAUGUCACCAAGCCUGCGUCUGUGGCCCAGCGGCCCAUGUCUCGGGAUGAUGCGUCGCAUCCUAUGAUUGAUCUCGACGCUGCCCUGGGACCAUUCAACACGCCUCUGCCACACAACCCAGAGUGGGAGGCUGCUCAACGCGCCGCGGGCAACACGGGCAAAAGGCGACUGCACAGCGCUCAGGGCAUGAAGGGCUUCAGUGGCCCAGGCAUGCACUACCACCGCCGGGCGGAGUCUGCCCCUGAUCUGCCGCCAUUCGAGUCGGCUCGCUCCGGCAUCAAUCGCUUUGGCAGCAAUUCGACCAUGGCCGAUGUUUUCGAAGAGGACGAAGAGGACGACGACUCGGCCAUCGCAGACAGGCAGCAAAGGGCCUUCGGAACAGUUGCCGCGGCAGACUCCACUGACUCGGACUCGGACGACGGCGACGCGACGCCACCUGCUACUGUGCCGUCUACUCAAUGCGGGAGCAUCGUCCCGGACACUCCUUCAUCCAGUGACGUGGCGCUCGGAACCAGGCAAGCUACUCCCGGCGGCAACGAUAUCGAGCAGGCUGCUGCCCACUCGGUCCGCACCGAGUGCUCCAAGAUCUCUCUGCAGGACGACGUGAUCGCGGAAGAGCCACCUUCUAUCAUUUAUCGAAGUCUCAACUCGAUGCAGGGCGGCGCAGACUCCAUUGCCUCGUCACCCAGGAGACUGUCCGGCACGAAGGAUCUCGCACCUGUGGAGGUCGGCACAUCGUACCAAGGUGGUGCGGCGAACAUGCCCAUCAGUCCGUACUCGGCGAGCCAUGCGUCGUCGUCUCACCCCUCGCCUCGGUCGCCGAUGUCCAUGGACGCUCAGCGCAUCUCGACCGCGCCGUCGUCGGUCACAGACGAGAACAGCUUCCAAUCGCUGCUCAUGGGAGAACCAGGUCCAGAGGUUCGGAUCUCAAUGGAUUACGAUAUCCCGUCCCUGACAUCCAGCAAUUCGACAAUGACAAGGGACAGCGUCUUUUCUCCAAAUCCACGACUGUCCCAGCCGAGUCUUCGCGAGCAGCGGCCCGUUUCCGUGUCAUCGGCGGCGUUUGGACGCAGGCGCUCUAGCCUCGUCAGCUUGAGCCGGCUCAUCAGCAGCUCCCACGGCGAGAGAAGCAAAUUGUCCAUGGAAGUCACGCUAGACAACGAGUCGGACAGCAAGCCAUCCCGAUCCAAGAGCAGCAAGACAAAGCAACGACUCGGGCGAAUGAUGCAAUUUUGGAAGCCCAACAAGGACGGCGCCCGUUCAUGA